AGCGAACAUCUCCAGCAGCGUUCGCCGUGGCGCGUUCUCGCGUUCGGUUUAGAGCCGACUUGUGCCUCUGUGCUUGCCUCGACGAACUUGGGACGGCACUCGGAUUCGGGCAGUGUCGUCGUCUUCUCGGCAGUUGUCGUCGGCAAAGGGGCUGCACGGUCACACGAACACCGGCCGAUCGGUUAAUUCCUCUCAAAUAAAAAAUUCUUCUCCCUCUCGUCGUCCCGUUCUUCUACGUCUUCUUUCGACUUAAAUAGACGUAGGAAUAAUUUUUCUCGAUUGAACGAAUCCCUCUCGAAGGACGACCAAGGACUAUCUUUCAAAUCUAUCGAAACCAGGAGCGAUGUACCUUGGGAUAUUUCGGACUCGUGUACUCGGUAGGUACGAGGGUUCGCACAGGUCGUCGAUUGGAUAAGAACGAAAAGGAGAGAAGAAGAAGAAGAAGAAGCAACGACAUCAUUUUUGUGUAUCGAUUAAAACGAAUAAAACCGAUCGGCCUCGAAGAAAGAAGAAAGGUAAUUUAACGGAGAAAGAAGGUGCAUUCGAUUUGGAACAUUAUCAUCCUGGUAGCAAGAAGGAUAGAGACAAAAAGAGAUAAAUAGAGAGAAAAGAGAGAGAAAAGAAAGAGAGAGAGAGAGAGAGAGAGAGAGAGAAAGAGAGAGAGACAGAGAAAGAAAGAGAAAGGAAGAGAAAUCACAGGAUGUCUUUCGGUACUAAUCGAUUCCCUUCGAGCCAGCACACGCGUUAUCGCAGCAGCUGGGGACCAUCUUCCGUUUCCGUCUUCGAUCGUGCAGAUGUACCUAGACCAUCUCCCGAAGAAGAGGAGUACGCUGAAUUCUAUCACGAACGACUGCACUCGGCCCAAAGCAGACAACUAAUUCCACUUCAGGAGGAUUUAGCCGACUGGAUCAACAAAACGAUAAACGUCGAUUAUAUUACGGGCGAUAACUUUUUCGAUACGUUGGAUAAUGGCGUGGUGGUUUGCCGAUUGGCUAAAGUUAUACAGGAAAAGGCCAGAUCGGCCGUCGACGCUGGUAAGGCGAAAGGGCCGAUACCGGUAAUAAGAGGACGCUGUUGGGAGAAUGCAGCAAGACGUAGCUUCUUCUCUCGCGACAAUAUGGAAAACUUUAUACAAUUUUGUCGUCGUUUAGGCGUACACGAGAAUCUUCUUUUCGAAAGCGAUGAUCUUGUGUUACAUGGGCAACCACGCAAUGUUGUACUCUGCCUAUUGGAAGUAGCUAGAUUGGCAUCUAGGUAUUCUUUGGAACCGCCUGGUCUCGUACAACUGGAAAGAGAAAUCGCCGAGCAAGAACGAGAUCUUCGUUGUCUCUCGGACAGUGGAAUUUCUCACAGUAGUCUCGUCUCCUGGCAAUUCGCAUCUCCCUCGCCUACGGCAACGCCCCGGCCUCAAACUGAAAAGAUUAAGCACAGUAGUUCAACGUCAGAAGUAGCGGAUAUGACGAAUCGUUGGUUGGAUCCAACAACCGGUGCCACUCACGAACCCGAAAUGAGACGAUCCGUUAGCGAUAAUGGACCAGCCGGUAGCGAUGGAGUACCUAGCGAUACCACGGAGGACGAUUGGUCUCGUGGUAGCGUUGAGGAUCCCGAUGACGUUCCAUCGCCGUCACCCUCGCCAACUAGUUCGCCAUCUCCAACGCAAUCGCCGGCAGAACCUCCGGAAUACACCGGACCGAUCACGGAACUCGAUCGCAAGGUGCGGAGAGUUACGGAAGCCGUUCAAAGGCUUUGUCAAUGUCCAUCUGGUAAAUGCUCGAGAUUGAAAGUACGAAAAGUUGGAGAGGGUCGAUAUCACAUCGCAGGGCGCAACGUGUUUAUAAGGCUUCUGAAAGGAAGACACAUGAUGGUGAGAGUGGGCGGUGGGUGGGACACCUUGGAGCACUUCUUGGCGAGGCAUGACCCCUGUCAGGUGAGGGCACUCAACCAAGAGGGUACACCACCUCCUACCCCUUCGUCUAUUUCACGAGGCAGAAAGCACCGCGGCAACGACUUCCUUCGCAUUCACGCCAAGUAUCGUGGCCUUCCCUUGGAACCCGUCCCCAUAUCUGUCUCCGGGCGCUAGCCUAAAAGCCAACAGCAAGCACGGCAUCAUCGCUCGCACUCCUCGACCCUGCAUAUCACGUAAUAGGGCUACACGGUACUAAUUUACGGUAGCCAACCAUCUUUCAAAGCUACUCGCUAUUUUUUCUCUCUAUCUCUCUGUCCCUAUCUCUCUCACACACAUUCUCUUACACGAACACACGCGUACACCCUGUGCGUUUUUAUUUGAUUUCACCUUCACGUUGGCUCCCAAGAGAGAGUAUGCGUGUGCGUAUGUAUCAAUGUAUGUGUGUUUUACUCACGUUCUUUGUUUACAAUUUUAAUGGUUUAGAACAGGAAAGAAUUGGCGAUAAGCUCGCCUUCUCGUUUUUUUUUUCGCGUCCAUCUCUCUUCUCUUAAGUUUUGUAAGAGAAGAAGGAUGUCAGGGAAUACGUUAGUACACUAACGUCCUUCCUUUUCUAGAGAUUUCUAGAAAAUGCAAUGGUUGUCGUGAAACUCGUACGUUCCUACUUUAUCUUCGCAGGUGCCGUUUGUCGCCUGAAUUUAUUAACGGAGAAAUCAACAUAAUUAAUGUGUAAAGGCGUAUAGUUCAAAGUAUUUAGUUCGAAGUCGAAAUAUUUAUAUGAUUAGAUGUUUAUAAGAAACAUCGUUUCUUUUCAUCGGUUAUCAAUCGAUAAAAAAAUUCAUUACCGAAAGAAAAUGGGCCUAUAUAGUGCGAGUAUCGUUGUGGUAGUUUAAUCGAUUGGCAAAUAAAAACACGUAGACAUAUUUCUUCUUAAUGUUAUUAACUUUGAAUGAAUAUUGUUUUUUUUUUUUUUCCUUUUUGUUCUUUUUAGCGAUGAAACACAGUAGGUCUUUGAAUCAACAUUGAAACAGGUUCUUGUCCACUCCAAGUUCGUGAAUGUUCCAGCCUUUAGAUUAGAUUCUUUAGAGCGAGAAAAUACGAUAGAUGUUCGGAAUGUACUCGCAACGAAAUAUUUUCGAGGAUAGCUUCGAAGUAUUUAGAGAUAAGUAUACGAUUAAGCAAAUUUAUUAUCUUCUCACACAUUCCAAAGAUUCUAAUAUCGUGGCUCGCGUAUUCUCCGACAAGCUUGUCGUACGCACGAUAUGCCUACCGUAUUCUACAUCUCGAUUUGUAUCCAUUUCAAUCUAAUGAUAAUAUUUAUAUACAUAUAUUGUAUGUAUAUCGGAUGCACCCGAUCUCGCGGUUUUGCACAAGUGUAAAAAAAUCGUGAGUCGUUUCAUUGGGUGGCACGCCAUCGUAUAUCAUGAAUAUUCAAUUUUUUACUACGCUUCCUGUAAAAAAAAAAAAAAAAAAAAAAAAGAAAAAGAAAAAAAAAGAAGAAAAGGAAAAAAAGAAAAAACGAUUCGUACCAACGUCGUAGAGUCCCUUUUGAUCUUCCGAGAUUAUUUUAUCAACGAUAAAUAACGUGUUCGAUACGUGACACCAAUAUAAAAGUUCACGAUUCUUGUUGAUUCUUGUUUGUAAUACAAUGUGUGCGGCUCUCGGAAAUUCUUCGACGGAGAUAAGAAGGAAAUAAAAAAAAAAUUAAAAAAAAAAAAAAAGAAAAAAAAGUCCGAUGCAGCUUUAAAUAAGUAGUCAUAGCUUGAAAAUAUCGCAAUGACCAAACUGUUCUUUCCGGCCGAGACGUAUUCGAGGUUAUCAAAAAAAAAAAAAAGAAAAAAUAAUAAUAAAUAAAUGAAUAAAAAUGAAGAUAAGAGUAAAAAUAAUAUAAAUUAGUAUUAAUAAUAAUAAUAAUAAUAAUAAUAAUAAUAAUAAUAAUAAUAAUAAUAAUAAUAAUAAUAAUAAUAAUAAUAAAGAAAAUAGUAUUUUACGAUCGAUCAAUUCUAGGAUGCAUAAUCAAUCUGUCGAUGAACACACGAAGCCCCAAUGAAACUCUCUGUGAUUUUCGUAAGAUAAUCCGUUUGUAAGUUGGAAAUGCGUGCGAUCAUUAUUACAAAGGAAGAAAGUGCAAUUAGUCUCAGGUAGAAUGUUAUGCGUAUAAAAGGAAAGAAAGAAAAGACAAAAAAAAGUUUUGCCUUCUCCAUUUAUAAUUAAUAGGGAAAGAAAGAAAAACCAGUAUCAGCGGAGUCGCCUCUAUGAUCGGAUUAACAUUAAUAAAUGAUAAGAUUUGAUAACUUAACAAUAUACAUUUUGAUACGUCGAUAUAUUCUUAAAAAAAUUUUCAAACGUACACGUAAUCGAAAAGAGAAAACGAGGAAAAGGAAAAUGAAGAGGAAAAAGAGGAGAGAUAAUAAAAAUUUUUAAAAUGCGUAUCAUUCUAUAAGCAAAAUACAUUUGUACGUUAAAAAGACAUUAAAAUUAAAGCGACGCGAUAUAUAUAUAUAUAUAUAUAUAUAUAUAUAUAUAAUAUAUAUAUAUUGGUCAUUGCUUCAAUCUGUAAACGUCGAUAAUUCAUAUAGUGCGCUUUUUUACUUCCUGACGAGCACUAGACGCAUGUAUAUAUCACGAUAGGGAAACUGGGUCGGUCAUUUUUUUUUCUUUUUUUCAUUAAUCAUUUAUCAAACAUAUAACUAAACUUUUAUUUACGUUUUAUCGUCAAACGUAACUUGACAUAAGGAUCAGCUACCAAAAAAACGGGUUGAUCGAUAUGAAAUAGUGUAUUAGCCAGAUAGUAAAUUAAAAAGAAAACUCUGAUCUUUUCUUACGUUUGUUAGAAUUCUGCGAAUAAAUUAUAAAACUUACUCCGCCCCCGACCCUGAAAAGUACUGCACUUUAGCACACGUGUGACUUAUAACAAUUCAUUUUUCAUACACGAUGUAAUGUCAUCUAUCAUGCAAAAAAUGCUUGGACUGCCACGAUAUAUGUUUUGUACUUUUAUAUACAAAAGAAAAAAAAGAAAAAAUGUAAUUGUAAGGUAUGGAAUACAAGUAAGACAUUAUAUAUCAUCCACACGACACAGAUAUCUCUAUUCAAUUUACAGAAAUACAAGGGCAUGGUGUGCAAAGGGAUACCAAAGCAAAGAAAUAUCCGACGAGUAUUGUCGGCACGUUAAGAAAUGCUAAUAUAAAAGAAAUUUUAUAAAGCUAUUCACAGAGAUUCAGUUGCGUCGAUUUAAUGAUUUAUUUGUGAAAAUAGAAAUGACGGAAAAGUGAAAAAGAAAGAAAAAGAAACAAAAUGACUGAUCAUGGAAGUGGAAGCAUACAUUAAAAUUUUUUGAUUUAACAAGAUUCAUAAUUUUGAAUCAAUCGAUUGUAUUUAUGUUUUAACUAUGAACAUUCCUCCCUUGUCGCACAAGAAAUAAUUUUGCCAUAUUGUAUUAUCUGAAGUGCUUAAGUUUUUUGCGUAUUAAUAGUUUAAUUAAGUUGUAUUUGUACCUGUUCGAUCAUCAUAAUAUAGUGUUAUGCGUAAACAAAAGAGUCUGUUUCAAUAGAUCGGACGACGUGUGUAAGUGGUGUUUCACGAUACGAUUCGUUCUCUGCGUUGACGUUCUCAGCGUCGAGGAUUAAUAGAGAAACUUUGAAAAAUGCUUUUUUCUCUAAAUAAUACUAAAACAUAUGUAUGUUAUAAAAA
This is a messenger RNA of Vespa mandarinia (Asian giant hornet), 5593 nucleotides long. Its product is annotated as growth arrest-specific protein 2. Lineage: Eukaryota; Metazoa; Arthropoda; Insecta; Hymenoptera; Vespidae. Gene Ontology annotation, cellular component: actin filament. The record is from RefSeq and is a predicted model, not a curated record. Gene Ontology annotation, molecular function: microtubule binding; cytoskeletal adaptor activity; actin filament binding. Gene Ontology annotation, biological process: actin crosslink formation.